Triplophysa dalaica is the source of this 7937-nucleotide messenger RNA. It is a transcript of the gene arid1ab, whose product is annotated as AT rich interactive domain 1Ab (SWI-like). Gene Ontology annotation, molecular function: DNA binding; nucleosome binding. The record is from RefSeq and is a predicted model, not a curated record. Gene Ontology annotation, biological process: chromatin remodeling; regulation of transcription by RNA polymerase II; positive regulation of DNA-templated transcription. Lineage: Eukaryota; Metazoa; Chordata; Actinopteri; Cypriniformes; Nemacheilidae. Bases 324 to 7046 code for a protein of 2240 amino acids. Gene Ontology annotation, cellular component: brahma complex; nucleoplasm; SWI/SNF complex. The transcript is spliced from 20 exons.
UGUGCGUGAUCACACGCUUGGGUAAAAUGGCUAUGUCUCGCGGAGCCUCGUGCUGGUUUGAUCGGUUUCUCGCUAGCGCUCUCGUUUUGUAGAGGCCCCCCUCCACACUUACAUACACACGUUUGUGUCGCUUAAAUUCAUUCCCGGGACCUUUAUUUAUAUUGUCCAAGAAAGUUUUCAUACUUGGGUCGCGUUCGGGAAAGCAGACCGAGUGCGGUCUGAAAGUCGAGGGAAUGAUACGGGACACGGGCACGUCUUUAUAAGAACCUUGUAUUUAUAUUCAAAGUGACUCGCGGUGAAAGAGAGGGAGAGAGAGGGAGAUCAUGGCCGCUCAGGUCGCCACUCUCAACACUAGCCCGUCCGUCGAACUCAAAAAGCCGGACCGGGAGCCGAAGGACGAGUCGGUGUUAGGAGAUAAGCAGUCGGAAAAUAAGGAGCUACGCGGCGACGGUGGAUCCCCGGGCCAGAAGGAGCUGCACGACGGGGCCGAUGUGGGAAAUGCUGCCGGGGGAGGAGGAGCAGCAGCCGACCCUGACAUGAAGAACGGCAACGGCAACCCGUCCAGGGCGAACAAUAACCAGAAUGAUUCUGGCGGACACGAAGGGAACAGCCACCCCGGGAUGGCUCACCACCACCCGGGCGCUUUCCCUCCACCCCCAUACGGUUAUAACCAGCACUACAACCGGGGCCCUUUUCAUCAACAUGGCGGACAACAAAGCCCUAGCAUGGCUGGGCCGGCGGUGAUGGACCCAUACCCGCCCAAUUCACAUGAGCACGGCUACCCGAACCACUUUAACAACUACAGCGCCUUUCCGAACCGGACUCCGUACCACCAGGGCCAAGGAUAUGGCAUGAAUUCCCCGCGAAACAGCCAGCCGCCGGCGUCCGGGGGGCAGCCGGGAAAGCAGCAGCCGCCGCCAGGAGGAACUAACGUUACGCCGAUGGUUGCUUCCUAUAAUAAUCCGAGGUAUAACGUGGGCACCCCUCAGCCCACAUCCACCCCUACUUUAAACCAGCUCCUUACCUCUCCUAGCUCCGCAAGGAGCUACCAAAACUACCCACCCAGUGAUUACAGCGGUCAGGAAGGGGCUGCUAAGGGACCGGGGGAUAUGGGCAGCGGUAGUCAGUAUAGUGGGGGCCACUCGGGCUGGCAACAAAGAAGCCAUCACCCUCCUCCCGUGAGCCCGGGAAACACCGGACAAGCCAUCAACAGAACCCAGCCGCCAGGCCCCAUGGACCAGGUCGGAAAGAUUAGAGGGCAGCACUAUGGUUCAGGAAACCCCUACUCUCAGCAGCAGGGUCCUCCCCCUGGCUCCCAGCAAGGACCUCCCUACUCAGGACAGGGUUAUGGACCUCCAGGGCCCCAAAGGUACCCUAUGGGCAUGCAGGUGCGAACUCCUGGAGGCAUGAGCGGAGUGCAGUAUGGACAGCAGAUGAGCUAUGGACAACAUGGACCAAGUGGUUAUAGUCACAAUCAAGCGGGUUACUAUGGGCAGCAGGGCCCUUCUUCCCAUGGAGGCCAACAGCAGUCUCCGUACCCCCAACAGCCCCCCACUGGACAAGGCUCCCAGCCUCCCUUUACCCAGCAACCCCCUGGUCCUACUCCUGGUCAAGGUGGGCCUCCCUACGGUCAGCCUCAGGGCCAACCUUCAUAUUCCCAGACUCCACAAUCAAGCCAGUCACCCUAUCCCCAAUCCCAGGGUCCUCCUCAGUCACAGAGUGCUUCUCAGGGCCAGCAAGGGCCACAGUCACAGCCUGGAUACUCUCAACCACCUUCCGGUCCAGGGCAGCCACCUCAGCAGCAGGGUCCCUCUCAACAGCAGCAGGGUCCGCCUCAUUCACAGACCUCCAGCUCGGUAUCCCCACAGUCAUCCCAGCAACCUUCGGGGCAGGGUCAGCCCUCACCCUAUUCUCAGACUCCUCCAUUGCAGUCCCAGCAACAGCAGCAGCAACAACAGUCACCCUUCCAACAUUUUCCACCACCACCACAGGAGCUGUCUCAAGACUCCUAUAGUUCCCAGUCAUCUACUCCUUCUUCCAACCAGCCAAUGGUGUCCAGUAAGAGUGGUCCAGAAGACAACAUGCAGGGACGACCUUCCAGCCUUCCUGACCUGUCAGGCUCCAUUGAUGAUCUCCCUACAGGCACUGAGGGUGCUUUAAGUCCGGGCGUGAGCACAUCAGGUGUAUCAAGCAGUCAGGGUGAACAAAGCAACCCAGCACAGUCACCCUUCUCUCCCCACACCUCCCCUCACAUGACGGGCAUCCGCAAUCCCUCGCCUUCACCUGUAGGAUCACCUGCAAGUGGACCCGCCUCACGCACAGGACCACUCUCCCCCGGAGCCAUGCCAGGAAACCAGAUGCCCCCCAGACCCUCCAGUGUGCAGUCAGAUGGCAUACUGCAUUCCUCAAUGGGUCAGGAUAGAGUAUAUGUGCGAACCCCUCAGAUGCCAUACGGCUCUCCUCAAUCAGGAUCAACUUUAUCCCCACGGCAAUCUUCUGGAGGUCAAAUGCAUGGUGGGAUUGUUACCUAUCCACAAAACAACUCCAUGGGCAACUAUGGACCACAGAGUGGCCAGUAUGGACCACAAGGUUACCCAAGGCCGCCAGCUUAUGGAGGUAUGCCCAAUGCGAACUACCCUGGUGGUACUGGAAUAGGCGGCACAAUGAAUCCUAUGGCAGGGCAGGGUGGAGGUGGGCCAUAUGCAGGAAUGCCUCCUGGAAGGAUGGGCCCGGGGCAGAUGGGGGCAAGGCCUUACGGCCCUGGCAUGGGCCCCAACAUGGGCGGAAUGCCCCCUCAGGCGACAACUGGGAUGUGUCCGCCACCUGGGAUAAACAGGAAGCCCCAGGAUCCUGCUGCAGCUGGCAUGCACCUCGGCCCAUCUAAUUCGAUACACAGGCCACCUGGUUAUCCCACCAUUGGUCAAGGCAUGAUGGGAGCUGGGUCUCCAUAUGCCCAACCCAUGAACAGCAUGCAAAACAUGAUGAACCAAGCGGGACAAUACCCAGUGCCUGGAAACAUCACCAAUAACUCUGCGGGCAUGGCUCCCAGUCCAGAGUUCGGCAUGGAAAAGCUCAACCCGUCUCAGAAGUUAAAUAACAAAGUGGACGGGACUCCUAAGACAGAAUCUAAAAAGAAGUCAAGUUCUUCUACCACCACCAAUGAAAAGAUCACCCGCCUAUAUGAGCUGGGACCAGAGCCGGAGAGAAAAAUGUGGGUGGACCGUUACUUGGCAUUUGCUGAGGAGAAAGCUAUGGGCAUGAGCAAUUUACCUGCGGUGGGCCGCAAGCCCCUUGACCUCUUCCGGCUCUACGUGUCUGUUAAAGAGAUUGGUGGCCUCACUCAGGUGAACAAGAACAAAAAGUGGAGGGAGUUAUCCACUAAUUUGAAUGUAGGGACAUCCAGCAGUGCCGCCAGCUCUUUGAAGAAGCAGUACAUCCAGUGUCUCUAUGCCUUUGAAUGCAAGAUUGAACGAGGAGAAGACCCACCGCCUGACUUUUUCAAUAGUGACCCUAAAAAGAACCAGGCCAAGGUUCAGCCUCCGUCACCAGCUGGAUCAGGAUCUUUACAGGGUCCUCAGACACCUCAGUCGACCAGCAGCUCCUUGGCUGAGGGUGGAGACCUGAAGCCCCCUACACCUGCAUCUACGCCUCACAGCCAGAUUCCCCCCAUGCCUGGUUCUAGAAGCAGUGUCAAUUUGCAGGAUCCAUUUGCUGACGGUGGGGACCCAGCAUUUUCCAGACGAAACUCUCUGACCCCAAAUUCAGGUUAUCAGCCUGGUAUGGGGGGGCCAGAUGUGAUGGGCCGCAUGGGACCUUAUGAGCCCAAUAAGGACCCUUUCAGUGGUAUGAGAAAAGCGGGUGAACAGUUCAUGACCCCAGGCCAAGGCCCAAAUAGUGGGAUGGGUGAGCAGUAUAACAGAGGCCCUCCAGGACCUAUGGGCAAUAUGCAGAUGGGUCAAAGACAACAGUAUCCAUAUGGUCCAGGAUUUGAUAGAAGAUCAGAUUCAGGUAUGUGCCCAGAUGGUAACAUGGGUCAACAACCGAACAUGAUGCCUUCUGUUGCAGAUGCAGGGAUGUACUCCCCCAACCGGCCCCCACAACAGCAAAGGCAUGAUUCAUAUGGUAAUCAAUACCCUGGCCAAGGGGCUCCACCUAGUGGAUCAUACCCAAACCAGCAGCCGGGAAUAUACCCACAGCAGCAACCGAAUUACACACAGAAGAGGCCAGUUGAGGGUGUUUAUGGACCUCCUGCAAAGCGUCAUGAAGGGGACAUGUACCCCUUUAGUGGUCAACAGCAAGGACCUCAAGCCCCAGGUGGACCCCAGUCCCAACCGGAUAUGUACAACCAGUAUAACACCUUUUCAGGCUCUGACAGACGCCAACCCGGCCCACAGAACCAGUUUCCCUUUGGUUUCGGGCGAGAUCGAGGGCCUAACACAGGUGGCCCAAACUCUCAGUCCUCCAUGGCUCCACAGAUGAUUGUUAGCUCCAUGCCAGCAGUUCCCGAUGGACCCCAAGGACCCAUGUGGCCAGGACGUAAUGAGAUUAACUACCCUAACUAUCACAAUCGUCAGGGCCCCCCUGGUGCCCACUCCCAGAACGCUAACUACCAUGGGAUGAAUCGCCCUGACGACAUGAUGCCUACGGACCAACGCAUGAAUCAUGAUGGAGCUUGGCCUAGCCAUGUCAACCAACGGCAGUCCCCAUAUGGGCCAGGAGCUACUGGUCCACCAAUGUCCAGACCUCUUCAGCCAAACUAUCAAACCCCCCAAAACCACAUUCCACAGGUGUCUAGUCCUGCACCCAUGCCAAGACCAAUGGAAAAUAGAACGUCACCCAGUAAGUCCCCAUACAUGCACCAGGCCAUGAAAAUUCAAAGGGCUGGACCACCAGUUCCUGCUUCACACAUUGCCCAGCCACCAGCGCAGCCCCCUCAAAUACGGAGAGAUGUGGCAUUCCCACCUGGUUCAGUAGAGUCCUCGCAGCCUAUUCUGAAACCACGUCGCCGACUUAACAUGAAAGAUAUCGGUACACCAGAGGCCUGGAGAGUCAUGAUGUCCCUCAAAUCAGGCUUGUUAGCCGAGAGCACUUGGGCCUUGGACACCAUUAAUAUUCUUCUAUAUGAUGACAACAGCAUUUCUACCUUCAGUCUGAACCAGCUUCCUGGCUUCCUUGAGCUCAUUGUUGAAUACUUUCGAAGGUGCCUUAUUGAGAUCUUCGGCAUCUUGAAAGAGUAUGAGGUUGGCGACCCUGGUCAACGUACCCUGAUUGACCCAGAUGCCAUGGACCUCGAGAUGUCUGAUGAGGAGGGGCUGGAGGCAGAACAGAUGGAGGAGGAGGAGGAGGAUGAUGAAGAUGUUGAAAACAGUAUAAAACAGUUGCCACAGGUUCAGGUCAAGCAGGAGAAAGAGGAGUGUGCACAGGUCCAAAAACCCAGCGACAGGCCUAAUCAAGUAGAGAGGAAUGGUGAGGAUACAUUAUGUAAAGAUCUUGUUAGAUCACCUACCCCAAUGCAGGAAAUAAGCGCCUCCAAGGAUAGGCCAAAACAAACUAGCAAAUUUGACAAGCUUCCUAUUAAGAUUUUGAGGAAGAAAGAUCCAUUUGUCAUCGGCCGCACUAGUCAACUGGGUCGGCGACAAGCUUUUGACAGCGGUCUGAUCCAUUGGAGUGUGGGUGGUGGCGAUACCACAGAGCACAUACAAACUCAUUUCGAGAGCAAGAUGAAACUGCUGAAGCAUCGGAAACAGGUGCCUGUGAAUAUUGAGUCACAUAAGAAGGUACUUCAAGUAGUGGAACCAGAUACAGAUGAUGCUGAGAAGGUUCCAACAAAUGAGCAGCUGCAGCCAUCCACUAAUCAAUUAUCAGAGAGCAAAAGCACUGCAACGGCGAGUACAUCAACGAGCAUAUCGGCCACCAUUGAUGACGUACUAUCAGCUCGGCAAGGCUCCAUGAACGAGGAAGCAGUUAGAGGCAAUCAGGAUACUGACAAGGAGAGAAAUAAGUUUCUUUUUGGCCUCGACCUUAAAAAACAAAGUUGUAAUAUAAGGAUUGUGGAGGACGAGCCACAUAGCAAGGAUGAGACUCCACUCUGUAUGCUCUCAGAUUGGCAGGAUGCCCUUUCCCGUCGCUGCAUCUGCGUUUCUAACAUCGUCCGCAGCCUUUCCUUUAUUCCCGGCAAUGAUCUGGAAAUGUCAAAGCAUCCUGGACUAUUGCUAAUACUGGGCAGACUGGUGCUCUUGCACCAUCGGCAUCCUGAACGCAAGCAGGCUCCAGUCACCUAUGAAAAAGAGGAGGAGGAGGAUGAAGGUGUCAGCUGUGAGCGAGACGAGUGGUGGUGGGAUUGCCUUGAGGUUCUGCGGGAAAACUGCUUGGUCACGUUAGCAAACAUCUCAGGCAAGCUGGACCUUUCCAUUUACCCUGAGAGUAUUUGCUUGCCCCUGUUGGAUGGCCUGCUCCACUGGGCUGUUUGCCCUUCAGCGGAAGCCAUUGACCCCUUCCCUACACUAGGGCUCAACGGAUCGCUGUCUCCCCAGAAACUAGUCCUUGAAACCCUCAGUAAACUUAGCAUCCAGGAUAACAACGUUGACCUCAUUCUGGCUACGCCGCCUUUCAGCCGUUUGGAGAAGCUCUAUGGCUCUCUCGUGCGCAUGGUCGGUGAUCGCAAAGUGCCCGUUUGCCGGGAGAUGGCAGUGGUGCUGCUAGCUAACCUCGCACAAGGUGACAGUGUCGCAGCCCGGGCUAUCGCUGUGCAGAAGGGUAGUGUCGGAAACCUUCUUGGCUUCUUGGAGGACAGUCUUGCAGCCACUCAGUUUCAGCAGAGUCAGGUCUCGUUGCUGCACUUGCAAGGUACGCACUUUGAACCCACUAGCAUGGACAUGAUGCGGCGAGCAGCGCGUGCGCUGCAUGCCUUUGCCAAAGUGGAGGAGAACCACUCAGAGUUCACGCUGUAUGAGUCACGGCUACUGGACAUAUCUGUAUCCCCACUCAUGAACUCUUUGGUGUCCCAUGUAAUCUGUGACGUACUGUUUUUGAUUGGCCAGUCAUGACAGCUGUGGGGUCGAUCGUGUUUUUCCCCACUCCUUUUUUAAUGUGUGUGUGUCUGCGUGAGUGGAGAAAAUUUUACGGCAAAACUUUACUUUUUUUAAUUUAUGCAAAAUCACCUCAAAUUCCACUAUCUAACCUUGCUUCGCUCCCGAGGAAGGAUAUACCAUCAAGUCGUAAUGAAUUUAUUGUGUAUGUAGUAAAACUAAUAUAGACAUGCUGAUUGAAAGACAGUGUGCGGCCCCUUUUAUACCGAAAAAUAUUCAAAAAGGAACAAAAACAAAACUUUAACCAAAGUUGCUGUCGUGUUUACAGUAAGUUUGGGAAAAAAUCAUGCCCGUGUUCAGGAUGAGGAUGGACAUGGACACCACCAUAAUCUGGUUCUUGGAGGCUAAACAGACUCGCCGACUUUAGUGUGUGUGGUAUAAAUUGCUGUAACUUGGAUUAUAUAUACUUAGCCCUAAAGGAACCAGGUCGUUGGCUGUGAACAGACAUGUAAAUGGGGGGCCUGUGCAGUAGAUUGUAGGACUUUUUCUGUACUGUACACUUUACAACUGUAAACAUACUGUAACAAUACUGUUUCACACUGAGAAAAUGCUGGCUUGGCAGCAAGAACUGUAGUUUUUAAAAAAUUUAGUUCAUGUUGAGAGAGAAAGAAACGGCUUCCCCCCAAAGUAACGUUAACCUACAACACCCCGACCUCUUUUUCCCCUCGAUUGUAUGACUUGACCUUUAAAGAAGUCACCUCUCGGACUGGUCUCCAGCUCUAGAUGCAGUCCAGGCUGCAGUGUAUAUAAUGAUGUUGUAAAUGACUUUUGCUUUUUUCUUUCUCUCUCAUCUUAUGGCGCUCUUCACCAUUUUUAAUCUUUGACAUAUUAAAGGUUUCACUCAACAGA